CUCAGCCAGCCCCAGUAAUAUUGACAAUAGGGUGUAAAGAGAUUGCCCCAAAUUAAACACUGUCUAAAAGAAAAAUCACCAAAAAUCCAGGGGUGUGGUGUAAACAAGUGCUUUCAUUCAGAACUAGGGAAUGUGAUUGACUCUGCUGAAUCUUUUUAUACAUCUGUAUUUUAUUAUUGAUGGGACUCGGAGGAUUAUUUCGUUAGAAGGUAAAAGGUACUCGUGGGUUUGGCUGUCUAAAAAAGGCCAAGAUAGCCUUUUCUGCUGUUAUUGGAGCGGCUACUUGCACGGCAUUGGAAACAUUUUCGUUUAAUAUCGUUUAAUACAGGAUAACUCCUUGUCACCGUCUUCGUUCCGAACCACAGAGGAUCAAGCAGGGCUAUGUCCUCGGCAGCCACCACACCUCCAUCUGUGGACAAAGUGGACGGAUUUUCACGGAAGUCUGUCAGGAAGGCCAAGCAGAAGAGGUCGCAGAGUUCCUCUCAGUUCCGGUCUCAGGGCAAACCAAUCGAGCUCACGCCCCUGCCCCUGCUCAAGGACGUGCCGGCACCGGAGCAGCCGGAGCUGUUCCUCAAGAAGCUGCAGCAGUGCUGUACUGUGUUUGACUUCAUGGACACACUGUCGGACCUGAAGAUGAAGGAGUACAAGCGCUCCACGCUCAAUGAACUGGUGGACUACGUCACCGUCAGCAGGGGCUACUUGACAGAACAGGCCUACCCAGAGGUCGUCAAAAUGGUGUCUUACAACAUAUUCCGGACCCUUCCGCCCAGUGACAGUAACGAGUUUGACCCAGAGGAGGAUGAACCCACACUCGAGGCCUCAUGGCCACACUUACAGCUGGUGUAUGAGUUCUUCAUACGAUUCUUGGAGAGUCAGGAAUUCCAGCCCAGCAUUGCCAAAAAGUACAUAGACCAGAAAUUUGUUCUACAGCUCUUGGAGCUCUUUGACAGUGAGGACCCUCGGGAGAGAGACUACCUUAAAACAGUCUUACACAGAAUCUAUGGGAAAUUCCUGGGACUGAGGGCUUUUAUACGAAAACAGAUAAAUAAUAUUUUUCUACGUUUUGUUUAUGAGACUGAGCACUUCAACGGGGUUGCUGAGUUGCUGGAGAUCUUGGGAAGCAUAAUCAACGGUUUUGCCCUGCCGCUCAAAGCAGAGCAUAAACAGUUUCUGGUCAAAGUGUUGAUACCCCUCCACACUGUCAGGAGUCUGUCCCUCUUCCAUGCACAGUUGGCGUAUUGCAUUGUACAGUUCUUAGAGAAAGACCCAGCAUUAACAGAACCAGUCAUCAGGGGCUUACUGAAGUUCUGGCCAAAAACCUGCAGUCAAAAAGAGGUGAUGUACCUGGGGGAGCUAGAGGAGAUCCUGGACGUGAUUGAGCCAACACAGUUUGUCAAGAUCCAGGAACCGCUCUUCAAACAGAUAUCCAGAUGUGUGUCCAGCCCCCACUUCCAGGUCGCAGAAAGGGCCCUGUACUACUGGAACAAUGAGUACAUCAUGAGUCUGAUCGAGGAGAACUCCAGCGUCAUCCUGCCCAUCAUGUUUGCCAGCCUCUACAGGAUCUCCAAAGAGCACUGGAACCCGGCCAUCGUGGCGUUGGUGUACAACGUCCUGAAGGCCUUCAUGGAGAUGAACAGUACCCUGUUUGAUGAACUUACAGCCACCUACAAGUCAGAUCGCCAGCGUGAGAAGAAGAAGGAGAAGGAGAGAGAGGAACUGUGGAAGAAGCUGGAGGAUCUGGAGCUGAAGAGGGGCCUUAGGAGCGACGGGAUCAUCCCAACUUAACGAAGCGCCGCGGUCCCCUCCCAACCAUGUCCACCGGAGCACCCCGCGGAUUCCAUAUGGCCAUCUGGACUGACAUGGAGCCACCCCGCGUUCUGUUUUUUCUUAUUUUUCUCCUUUUCUGUAUUGUGCGACUUACUUUACGGUAGAUUCACAUGUCUGUUUCAUUAUUUCAACAGCACUGUAAAUAACUUUUUUUUUCUUUUUCCCUUAAACUGAUAUUACUGCGAAAGAAAAAUAAUAAAAAAGGAAGAAAAAAAAUAGAAAAUGAGAAAAAGAACUUGUGGGGGGGAAAAAAAGACUUUGGACAUUAGGACUUGAAAUGAACUAUUCUUGGAAACAAAUCAACAGUGAAAGAAAAGAUAGAUUGUUUUAACUCCCAUCUCCUUUGAGAACCCCUCUCUCCCUGAAUACAAACCAAUUCUCCAAUUCUGGUUCUACUCCUUGCUCUCUCUCUCUCUCUCUCUCUCUCUCUCUCUCUCUCCCCCCCUGCCCCCCCCGUGGAGCUUCUGUACCACUCUCCAUGUGUGGAACGUCCCGAUUGAGUGAGAUACCUGUAAGGUAAUGCCCUGACCAAGAGGACACCUCUUUCCUCUUUAAGGACCACCCUUUGACCCCUCUUGUCUUGCCUCCAUGCUGAAGCUAAACUAGUAUUAUGGACCUAAGGCUCCAUUAGUAAUGAUGAAAUGAAUCAAAGCCCUUGUCCCUCAACCCCUCCUCCCAAGAGUUGAAACAUGUCAAGGGCCUGUAUGUACAGGUAAUAAAAUAAAGAAACGGGAAAGAAAGGUCUCCAUACACAUACUUACAUCCACCUCCUUGCACCAUGUUCUCACCAUCUUCUCAUGUGUGCACCUGGCUCCCCAAUGAUUGAUUGGUUCCCCUUCGGUUCAGUUCUCAUUUUGGUUUUGUGGACUUGGACCCUGCAGUACCAGGCAUCCCGGUAUCAGUCUGGCACUGAUACCCUUCAGCCACACAGAAAAUAAUACAAAUUGUAAAUUGAUUGCCAACUGUAGGAGCUACAAACGUACCUAUUGUGAAAAGAUGCGCCACUCCAAGUGUGCUCUUCACAGUAUUACAAACCUGUAUAUUGUUAUUGAAUGCAGUACACUGAUAUCUUGUAUCUUGUAGUAAUUUAGCAUAUAUUUUUGCUUAGGAACAGUCGGAGUAUCCAGUAUAUAAAGAGGUAUUAUGGAACAUGACUUCCAGGUAUUUAUGAUAGUGUUUCCCCCUUUUUCUUGUUUUUGUCCUUUAUUCGUUUUUAUCUCUCAUUUUGGAUUUUUUUGGCUGAAGUUUCUUUGAGCAUCAGAUCUUUUUUAGCUGUGGAGUCGAGGAGGGAGGGGAGGGUAAGGCAGGACCGGGAGGGUAAGGCAGGACCGGGAGGGAAGGCAUGGAGGUGUUUAUAUCCUGUUCAAAUUUACAGUACGUUCAGCAUUGGUGACCCUUUCCAGAAUUAAUGUGUGCUUUAGGAUGGCCCAGAUAUAAUAUGAUUAAAAAGAAAAAAAGGGUUGGAGAAAUACAAAUGUUUAAUUAUUUUAAAAAAAAAUAAAGAGAUAUUAAAUUAAACCUGUUUUGUGAUAAAGCCCAGAUGCUGGAUUGCUUUAUUUUCAGGCGAAGUACUGCUGUGUGUUUGUUGAAGGUGAAAGGACCAAUGUAUUUUUCAUUGUUGCUUGGCUACUCUGAAACGAUGCUGUCUCAUGACUAAUUGAUUCUGCUUGUCUCUUGGCAAGUCAGCGACAGCUGUAAAGCGUCCUGCAGUCAGCCCAGACCUGUUUUCCUAUUCAUUGAUGUUGGAUGAUCCAUUACAAGAGUUAGUUUUUUGUUUAGUUGACACCAACAGCAGAACAUUUGCCCUGUUUUCUUUUCCAUUUACUGUUCCAUUUUAAGUCCAAAUAAUUUUUCCGUAAAUGUGAUGUUACCUUUGAGUGCCUCAAGAGGGCAGCAAGACCUCACAUCAGAUGUACCCCCAUAACUGCCAUUGAGUCAUUGUAAUGGUAGUAAUAACAGUCAUUUAAUUUAUAUUGUGGUUUUCAUUACAAAGCUAUCAAAGGUAAUAUGUAGUUGAUUGUGUCUGUCAUUUUAGAACAUGUAUUCAGCUUUUAACAUCAAUGAACGAUGUUUAUGUAUCAGAUCUGUAUUCCAUUUUCACUCUAGGUGAUUGUGACCUUCGAUUGUGGAAUGUGGUUGUGAUUUUGACCUGCCACGUUUGUGAUCACACCCAAACUGGUCACUGGUCUCGCAUACCUUUGGUGCCCGUGGAAUUGUGGGUUGUGGGUAUGCAAUGUUUUGAGGAUAACGCAGCUGGAACAAUUCAGUUGUAAAACAUAUUUGUGGUUGAAAUUUCAAUUUCAGAUCCUACCCAAGGAAAGUGUUUUGUGGGAUGUUCUAACUGCAGGUGAGAAUCUGGCUAUGUCAAUAAUGUAACUGAGUAGCAACCUCUACUCUCAUGUCUGCUAUAUUUUGGCUAUUGUGUAACUGUGUCAACCAGUGUUUAAAUAAUCCACUGCUAUCAAGGCAGAGAUCAGAGAACCCCUCCUGUUGGCCCUAGUGACAGCUCUGUUCUAAGGUGCCGUGCAGUGGUGCUUUUGCUAUGAUUUUGAUCUGCUGUAAGUGUGCCCCAUGUUUACUCCCUGUCGUUUUUACUGGGGCGUUAAACAUAUUCUAUGUGGGAAAUGGAUUCUUGUGCUAAUCUUCCUGGAACUAGCUGGAUUCUAGUAAGAUUAGGCAGUUGUAGACUUAUUUGGCUUAAUAACCAGGAACUGUGUUGUCAGAGGCAAGUUUCCUUGCAAGAUAAUGCUCUGUAGUAGGCCAAUUAGGAAAGGGACGGGGCUCAUAACCAUGUCACCGAAGACAUCUAUUUCUUAUUUUGUCAAGACAAUUCCUGGAAGUCGUCUCUGUUUCAGCACAUCAACACUUUCUCCUGAACUGAGGUGAUGUUUGGACACACAGCAUCGUGCUAAAUAGUUACAGCGCUGAUAAUUCCCUUUUUCCUCUUGGCUUGCUGUACACGCCCAGCUCAUUAAAUCACCCUCUUUCUCAUCAGAUGCACGUACAGUAACUAUCGGCAGGCUGCAGGGAAAUGCACCCUUAUGAAUAAAAACAAUAGACUAAAUGAAAAACAUUCCUUCAUAAUGUGGUUUAACUGGUGUUUUCAUGUGAUUGUUGUCAUUUGAAUCACUGCCCUUGGCUUUACAGCUCUAUAUGAUGACUUAUUACCUCAGCACACGCAGUACCAUUGGGAAGUAUUUAGGCUCCUUCACCCCUUCACACGCUUUGAUUUUAUACAGCCAAGACAGUGCAGGAGUGGCUUUGCAAGAAGUCUGAAUCUCCUUGAGAGGCCCAGCCAAAGCCCGGGCUUGAACCCCAUUGAUAAUCUGUGGAGAAACUUGAAGAUUGCAGUUCACAGACACUCACAAUCCAAUCUGACAGAGCUUGAGAGGACUUACGGGGAGGAAUUGGUGUGCAACACUUCUAGAGUGAAGCUGUGAUCGUUGGGAUAUAAUUAAAAGGUCUGAAUACUUUCCCCGAAGGCACUGUACCUGCCGUGGUGCAAUGCCAGUACCCAUCGUCUCUGUGUGGGCACGCCAGACUGGUAUGCCUGGUCCAAAGAACAACAAUGUCUCUCAAUAUCUACUUACUGGUUAGAUCAACAUGGACUUUGCCACUGAAGGCAUCUGCCAUUUUAAUGCAGUCAACAGGGUUGGACUGACAACUUAAUUGGCUGAUCCCUUGUCAUGAUCUGGUUUUACAUGAUUCCAAACAGGCCAGCCAAUUAAGUUGAACAUCCUACCCAGUUUACUACAUUAAAAUAAUGGAUGCCUUCUAAAUGCCCUGAUAUUAUUCAGAGCCCAUUUAUCCCAUGGGGCAGAGAGUAUUAGCUUAGACACAGUUUGUCAGUUUGCCAAGAGAUGCACAUUUCAAAGGAAUCAUCUGUUACUUGACAAAGAAUGUUUUUGCGUUGCAGGAUGAAUAGGACUGAAUGUUGAAUAGUUUUUUUUUGUUUAUUGCACCAUUCUUUGUACAAUCAAGAGACUGUCUUCUGUACGUAAUACCAGGUCUGCUGUUUCUGAGAUCACGAAACCACCCUAUCUGGCACCAACAAUCAUACCACAGUCGCGUGGCUUCCACAUUUAAGUUUGUUUAAAAAACAACUUAACCUCUUGGCCAUGUCUGCAUGCUUUAUAUAUUGAGUUGCUGGAACAUAAUUUGUUAUUUGGCUAUUUGCCUUAAUGAGCAGGUGUACAUAAUAAAGUGGCUGGUGAGUGUA
Molecule: messenger RNA, 6046 nt
Organism: Esox lucius (northern pike)
Lineage: Eukaryota; Metazoa; Chordata; Actinopteri; Esociformes; Esocidae
Gene: ppp2r5eb
Product: protein phosphatase 2, regulatory subunit B', epsilon isoform b
Exons: 14
Coding region: 382-1785 (467 amino acids)
Biological process (GO): signal transduction; protein dephosphorylation
Cellular component (GO): protein phosphatase type 2A complex; nucleus; cytosol
Molecular function (GO): protein phosphatase activator activity
Source: RefSeq, a predicted model, not a curated record